Messenger RNA from Symbiodinium sp. CCMP2456, 1029 nucleotides. The record is from the annotation of a GenBank genome assembly. Lineage: Eukaryota; Dinophyceae; Suessiales; Symbiodiniaceae.
AUGGCGAAGCCCACGCUCCGGUCUUUGCAGCUGCAUACUUGGAAGCUCGGUUACCGCACCUCGAAGGUUUACUGGGAAGAGUUUCAGACCCGGGAGGAGGCAGAGGGUCGCUACCAGGAGCUCUGGUGGUCCAAAGUGCUGAUCAACCCGGAAGGCGACGUGCUGCGGUGCUCAAGUGGCAUUUUAGAUCCGAAAGGCGUCGGUGUGGCAGCGCUGCUUCUGUCCGCAAGACGGGGCUUUGGCGAUGUGGAGUCCCCGCUUCCUGCCCUGGACAAGGGAGAUGUUGCUUUCAUCCCGGCCGAUCGGUUGCCAGGUACUUCCCAGGCAUUGCAGCUCAUCUGGGACAGAGUUGCCUCGAGGAGCUCCAUCAGCUGGUUCGGCUCUCGUGUUUCGGCGGAUUCCCUCUGCUACUUCGACGUCGAGAAGCAUCCCGGGGUCCGGGGCUACGUGGCGCUGACCAUCGAUGAUGCUCCAUGUCGGCUGGGCCCCAAGAACUCCAUGCUGCCUGAGAUCCGAAAGCUUCUCAAAGAGCACCAGGCACAGGCCACCUUCCUGCUCCUUGGGCAGUUCGUUCCGCAGUAUGAAGAGGAGCUGCUCGCGCUUCUGCGCGAGGGGCACGAGCUGGGGAACCAUGGCCUCGUGGACAAGAGCUACGGGGCCUCAUCUCCCAAAGAGUUUGAGGAUGCCGUGGAGGAGUGCACCAAGCGGAUCACCGACUUGCAGCGUCGUGCUGGUAUCGUGGAGCAGAAGGCUUUGAGAAUUCUGAUGUGCGACACCUAUGCAUGUUGCCCGGUAAUUCAGGAUGGCGAUUUCAUCGGCCGCUUCCUUGGAAAGCAGGCCGAACAUGGCUCCAUCAUGUUGAUCCACAUGCCAGAGCAUGGCUUCCGCGAGUGGUGUCUGCUGGGCCUUCAGACGCUCCUCAAGCAGCUGAAGGAGCGCAACAUGAAGGUGGUCACUGCGGGGAAGCUGGCAGAGCUCGCCGGAUGGAGUCCGGAGGUUGUGGGCCGCCGGUGCAAGCUGGCAUUGUAA